AUGCAAGAUGAAGAAACAUACAUGACCUUGAACGUACAGUUGAAAAAAAGGAGUUCUAUCCAAACAUCCCAACUUAAAUGUCAAGAUUGUUAUGUGGUGUUGCGCUGGUAUAAAAUCUUACUGAGGAUAUCUGGAACAGUAAAUGGUAUUCUGGUUUUGACUUUGAUCACCCUGUUUCUGUUAGUUUCUCAGGAAGUGUUGCUAAAAUGCCAAAAAGGAAAUAAUUCAAAUAUCACCCAGCAAGAUGAUAUUGAAUACCUGAAAGUGAAUAGUAACACAAGAGGAAAUAUAAGUAAGAAGGAUGCAGGCCACUGUGUUUCAAGAGCUACAGACCAUCAAGGAAUGUGCCCAUCAGAAUGGCUCAAAUAUCAAGAAAAGUGUUAUUGGUUCUCUAAUGAGUUGAAAAGUUGGAGUGACAGUUAUGGAUAUUGUUUGGGAAGAAAAUCUCGUCUACUAAUUAUUCAGGACCAACUUGAAAUGGCUUUUAUACAGAAAACCCUAAAACAAUCAAACUACGUGUGGAUUGGGCUUAACUUUACUUCCCUGAAGACGACAUGGACCUGGGUGGAUGGUUCUCCAUUGGAUUCAAAGAUAUUCUUCAUAAAAGGACCAGCUAAAGAAAAUAGCUGUGCUGCCAUCAAGGAAAACAGAAUUUACUCUGAAACUUGCAGCAGUGUUUUCAAAUGGAUUUGCCAAUAUUAA
This is a messenger RNA of Balaenoptera ricei (Rice's whale), 702 nucleotides long. Its product is annotated as killer cell lectin-like receptor subfamily F member 1. Lineage: Eukaryota; Metazoa; Chordata; Mammalia; Artiodactyla; Balaenopteridae. The transcript has 6 exons. The record is from RefSeq and is a predicted model, not a curated record. Bases 1 to 702 code for a protein of 233 amino acids.